This is a messenger RNA of Penicillium expansum, 7893 nucleotides long. Its product is annotated as type I polyketide synthase. The coding region runs from base 1 to 7893 and encodes 2630 amino acids. The transcript is spliced from 6 exons. Gene Ontology annotation, biological process: secondary metabolite biosynthetic process; fatty acid biosynthetic process. NCBI's taxonomy places the organism in Eukaryota, Fungi, Ascomycota, Eurotiomycetes, Eurotiales, Aspergillaceae. Gene Ontology annotation, molecular function: phosphopantetheine binding; oxidoreductase activity; fatty acid synthase activity. The record is from RefSeq and is a predicted model, not a curated record.
AUGCGUCCCCUCUCGCUAGCAAGUGGCUCUAGUGGCGAUAAAGUCAUACCCUCUGAUGCCCUGGAACCAAUCGCUAUCGUUGGUCUAGCCACCCGCUUUCCGCAGCAAGCAACGACUACUGAAAGUCUGUGGGAACUUCUCCUACAGGCCCGCUCGACGUGGUCAUCGAUACCCAAAGAACGCUUCAACUCAGACGCCUUCUAUCAUCCUGACCCUGAGCAUGGUGGAACAUUCCAUGUCCAAGGAGGUCAUUACCUCUCAGAAGACCCCGCCUACUUCGAUGGCUCCUUCUUCAAUAUCACCAAGAAUGAGCUCUUGACAUUGGAUCCGCAGCAGCGGCUGGUACUGGAAAAUGUCUACCACGCCUUGGAAAAUGCAGGAAUUCCAUUGACCGGUGCUGUUGGCUCCAACACAUCGGUUUUUGUCAGUGGAUUCAACCAUGACUACCUUGGUAUCCUCAAUUCAGACCCGGAAACCACUUUGAAAUACAAGCCCACAGGUGUUACCAAUGCCAUUCUGUCCAACCGUGUUAGCUGGUUCUUUGACUUCAAAGGACCUAGCAUGACCAUCGACACGGCUUGUUCUAGCAGCUUGGUGGCUUUGCAUCUCGCUGUACAGAGCUUACGCGCUAGAGAGACGAGCAUGGCUGUCGUCAGUGGCGUGAGCAUUCUUGAAAAUCCCGUGGAAUCCAUCGGGAUGAGCCACCAUGGUUUGUUGGGACCUCAAGGGCGGUCUUUCAGCUUUGACUCCCGUGCCGAAGGCUAUGCACGAGGCGAAGGCGUGGGUACAGUUGUAGUGAAGCCUUUGAGUGCUGCCAUCAGAGACGGAGAUACCAUUCGUGCGGUUAUUCGGGAGACCGGAGUCAACCAGGAUGGCCGCACGCCGGGAAUCACAGUUCCCAGCGCAGAUGCUCAAGAAAGAUUAAUCCGUGAGGUCUACUGGAGAGCUGGUCUGGAUCUCGAACAAACAAGAUUUGUUGAAGCCCAUGGCACAGGAACAAGCACCGGUGACCCAAUCGAAGCGGGUGCUCUUGCGAGAGCAUUCAAAUGUCGCAGAGAGACUCCUUUGUACGUCGGGGCCAUCAAGUCCUCUAUUGGGCACCUGGAGGGUGGCUCAGGUGUGGCAAGCAUUAUCAAAUCUAUUUUAACCCUCGAGUCUGGGAUCAUUCCUGCGAACUUUGAUAUGAAGCAGACAAAUCCUUCCAUUCCCGCAGUGGACUGGGACAUUGCAUUCCCUACUGAGGCUCUUCCAUGGCCAUCAUCGGGGCUGCGAAGAGUAUCUGUUAAUUCAUUUGGAAUUGGUGGCACGAAUGCUCACUGCAUUCUUGAUGAUGCUUACCACUAUCUCAAUGACCGUCGUCUUACAGGUGCCCACCGCACCACAUCUACUGUCCCCACAACCCAGAAAAUCAAGAGCCGACUCUUGGCCCUGUCCCGAUCAGGAAAUGAGCCAAAUGAUAUUGUGACAGAUUCACUCGAUGACAGCGACCAUCUUGGGCAAGAGAACAAAUUUGUGGACACACCCACAAGCGAUGUUUUUUGUGCAUCACCCACAUUCACUUCGUCAACAUACACCAGCUUAGUCGAGAAACCAAAGGUGUUCUUGCUCUCAGCUUUCGACGAAGAUGGCGUCAAGCGGAACGCAGGUGAAUUCGCCAAGUACUUGAACCGGAGAACGACACAGUCCGUUCUCCCUGACCAUCUCCUUGAUGAUCUCUCAUUCACCCUGUCAAAGAAACGAUCCCAGUUCCUUUGGAAGAGUUUCGUCAUGGCAUCCUCGGUCAAAGAGCUCGCAUGGAACCUGUCGGAAUCAAAUUUUGCGAAGCCAGCCAGAAACACCAGAGUGCCAGAGGUUGAAUUCGUUUUCACUGGUCAGGGAGCUCAAUACCAGGCCAUGGGUCGAGAGCUCAUGAUCUAUCCCGUUUUCCAAGAAUCUGUGGAGGAAGCAUCGGAGUAUAUCCGCAGACUCGGGAGUCCGUGGUCGCUACUUGACGAACUCCUGACUGAAAGAGAGACACCCCGAGUCAACUUACCCGAAAUCGCUCAUCCAUUGUGCACGGUUUUGCAAAUUGCGCUCGUGGAUCUCUUGGCUAGCUGGGAAAUAUUCCCAAAACGUGUAACGGGUCACUCAUCCGGGGAGAUAGCUGCCGCUUACUGCUCUGGCAAACUGUCCCGCGAAGGCGCCUGGAAGGUUGCAUACUUCCGUGGAUACGUAUCAUCUAAGCAGCUUUCCGCAAAUGGAGCGAUGAUGGCUGUGGGUCUGGGUGCAUCACAACUACAGCCAUAUCUGGACUCUGUGAAAAAGGACAACACCGGGGAGCUCAUCAUCGCCUGCCGCAAUAGCCCCAAGAACAACACUGUGUCUGGAGAUGACGCUAUGAUUGACUGCCUGAAGAAUAUUCUCGAUGCUGAUAGCAUCUUUGCUCGAAAGUUGAAUGUCAAGAAUGCUUAUCACUCAGCCCACAUGCAUGCGAUUGCCCAGGAUUACCUUCGCCUGAUGGGAACACUACCUUAUGGAAGGAGGCUGGCAGCCCCACGCCCAGUGCAUAUGUUUUCCACUGUCACGGGGCAGCAAGUUGAAGAACAUCAUCUACCUGCUCAAUAUUGGGUGGAUAAUAUGGUUUCCCCUGUUCUUUUCACAAGCGGGUUGGUUGCAAUGACCUCAAGACCAAUUUCCAGCAAUGGUUCCACCGAUUCCACCAAUUCUUUGCGCCUUAUCGUGGAAAUAGGGCCUCACUCCACCCUUCAGAGUGCCAUCAAAGAGACACUAGCUUUGAAGAGCCCAAAGUUGGAAUUCAAGUACUUGGCCGUUCUCAAACGGACAGAUCCCAGCCUUAACACUCUAAUCACUACAGUUGGAUUUCUAGCUUCAAGUGGAUGUGAGCUAGAUUUUCAUGCUGUGAACCAAGCUUCUAGAUCUAAGGCAAGAAGGCGGCCUAGACUUUUGGUGGACCUGCCACCGUACAGCUUCAAGCAUACCGAGAAGAUUCUAUUUGAGAGUCGAAUGAGCAAGAAUCUUCGAACCCGGAAGUUCCCUCGUCAUGACCUUUUUGGUGCCCCAAUUACGGAUUGGAAUCCUACUGCUCCCAGAUGGAGGCAUUUUGUCCGAUUGAACGAGAACCCCUGGCUAAGGGAUCACAUGGUUACUGGCAACUAUGUCUACCCUGGCGUGGGGUAUCUGAUCAUGGCGAUUGAAGCAUCGAGGCAGUUGGCCGGCGAGGCAAAGAUCACCGGUUUCGAGCUGCGCAAAGUCAACAUCCGAAGAGCGUUGAUCGUACCUGAUACCAAAGAAGGAAUUGAAGUCUCUUUGGCAAUGUCAACUGUCGAAGACUCCUUAGCGUCGUCGCGAACGUGGCGGCGGUUCCAAAUAACUUCCUAUAAUGCAUCAAGUGGCGAGUGGACAGAACACUGCAUUGGCAACAUCACCGUCGACCUCGAAACAGCCUUUGACCCAGUGGACAAUGGCCGCGAAGCAGAAGAAGAAGGCCGAGCAUGGGAAUCUGAACUUCUCCACACAAAUGAGACAUGUACCAAAUCCAUGCCCUUCAAAUCCACAUACAACAACCUCCAAACAUCCGGCCUCAAUUUCGGUCCUUUGUUCCGGAACCUUACAGACGUUCGCGCAAGUGGGCACGGGCUUGGUAAAGUUGUUGGAUCAGUGACGGUCCCAGACAUCGCACAGUCUAUGCCAAAGCAGUAUCUACAUUCUCAUCUCAUCCACCCUGCCACAAUGGAUAGCAUGAUCCACUUGAUGAUCGCGGCUGUUCUCGACUUUACUAACAAGUCCACUCUGGAUCAGAUCAGACUGCCAACUUUCAUACGCGAUGUCUGGGUUUCAGCAGAUCUGAAUUCAGCGCCAGCCCAUAAAUUCACAGGACAUGCAACCGUAUCCAUGGUUGGAUCUGAUAAAUUCGAGGGCCAGAUCCAAAUGCUGGACGAGGGAACAAACACACAGCGCAUCCGAAUGGACGGUAUCGAGCUCACUCCACUGGAGUCUGGUCUUGCUGGAAGUAAUGAGCGCAAACUGUGUAGCGCGAUUGAAUACAAGCCCGACGUCCAUUUCCUCGACUCAAAAUCGGCCUGUGCAGUGACCUCUCUCGAUGCUACCAAUGAUACAGAGGCUCUAUAUUGGGUGAAGCGUCUUCAGCUUGCAACAAUGCUCUAUGUCAUGGAUGCACUGGAGGAGCUCAAGGACAUUGAUGUUAUGAAAUUCGACUUGCACAUGCAAAGAUUCUUUGACUGGAUGGAGCAUAUGCAAGGCUUGCUCGAGAGAAAUCAAAUAAUCCAUCUGCCCUACAGCGAAUUCAAGGAAGCAUUUCAGAAUGAGGCUUUCAAGGAAGCCAUUGGCAAGGAAAUCGAGGCCCAUAGCGCCGAAGGUGCCAUCACAGCCCGAAUGGGCCGCAAUAUUGCCCAAGUUGUGCGCCAGAAGACUGAUCCGCUACAUCUCAUGUUCGGUCAAGACGCCGUAAUGGAACAGGUGUACAAGGAAGGCCUCCACUUAUAUAACCUGCCGCAGCAUUUAAAGAGUCACUUGUCUCUACUUCGGCACCAGCAUUCCGAGCUGAACAUCCUCGAGAUAGGUGGUGGCACGGGCAGCUUCACUGCUGAAGUCCUGGCCGUUCUCUCACCAGACCUUGCAAAGAGCAAAGGCAACAUUGCUAGCUACACAUUCACCGAUAUCUCAUCCGGCUUCUUCGAGAAAGCAAAGCAGCGUUUCCAAUCAUGGUCUGAUAUCAUGAACUUCCAAUCGCUCAAUAUCGAGCGAAGCCCUGUCGAUCAGGGACUUCAGCUGGGGGCAUAUGACCUGAUAUUCGCUGGCAAUGUUAUUCACGCCACUGCAAACCUACAGAACGUACUGCAGAACCUUCGAUCUCUGCUGAAGCCGGGUGGUCAGCUUGUUAUGCAGGAGGGCAUCCGACAGGAUUUCCUUUGGUAUCCACUUGUUUUCGGCCAGCUUGCUGGGUGGUGGCUGGGUGAUGAGCCGUGCCGUCAGUGGUGUCCCUAUAUCCCGGCCACAGAAUGGAAUCCCCUGCUGCUGAAAGCGGGAUUCUCGGGCAUUGAUGUCGAGUAUCCCAGUUCAAAUGAUCCAGAUUUGACAUGGCAGAGCAUUUUGGUUUCUUCUGCCAUAGAAACUCCCAAGGAGGAUUCAUUGAAUACUGCGGUUAUCCUUACGCUCGGCACAUCAAAAGCUGAGCAGGUCAUUGAGAACCUCCAAGGGCUUCUGUCGGAACUGGGAUACACGACUAUUCUCGUGAAGGGGCCGGAAGAAGUGGGAAACUCCGUCUUGUCGGAUGCAGUUUGUAUAUCACUGAUGGACUUGGAGUCUCCUUAUCUGUUCGAUAUGAGCGAAGCGGAAUACGGCACACUCAAGAAAAUGCUCAUCGAAAGCCAGAAUUUACUAUGGGUGACCUGCGAUCCAACCACUCAGCCGCACGCAAGUAUGAGCCUUGGCCUUCUCCGAACUGUGCGAUGGGAGCGGGAUGCAGAUGGCUCAAAUAUCGUCACCCUGACAGAGGCGGAGUCAGAAAACACUUCCCCAAAGAUACUUGCUACAGCUAUUGGCAAGAUUGUCAAGCGGCAAUUCGUGAACAAGCCGGAGAACGAUCGCCACGCUGAGUACAUGUUGCAGAAUGGUCUUAUACACAUUGGCCGUUUGAACGAGUGGGAGGCCGCGGAUCAGUUCCUUGCUGCGCAGUCCUCUCAGCAAGCUCCUCAACUUCAACGCCUCGGUGAUUAUGAUACUACCAUUGAGUUGCAGGAGACUGCUGUUAGCACCGGGGAAUACCACUGGGUCAUUGAUGCGCAGCAUGAAGAACCGCAUAAAGACACCGAGGUCGAGGUCGAGAUCCGAGCAAUUGGUCUCUCUUCGGGUGCUUCCGCCGGCCGCCUCGCGAAUGAGAUUGCUGGUGUUGUGAGCAAGGUUGGACCGAAAGUCAAAGGCCCAGCCCUGGGUGACAGAGUCAUCUACAUCUCGGGUGACGAAAAGGGUGGUUGUGUCCGAACACACGGUCGAGCUGAUCAGCGGCAGCUCGUGAGAAUCCCCGAUGAGAUCUCAUUCGAGGUCGUAGCCGGUUUAGCUUGGGCAUACGCGACAGCGAUCCAAGGACUCGGGGAGAUAGCUCAUCUGGCACCGGAAAAUGCUAUCUUGAUCUACACCAGUGCAACGGAUAUCAGUCAAGCGGCCAUUCAAUAUGCCCAGAUGAUCGGAGCUACAAUCUACGCUACUGUGGGAACGGUUGAAGAACGUGAUUUGCUUGUCUCUGACUAUGGUAUCUCUCAAGACCGUAUCUUCUCUAGGAGAGAUCUGAGCUUCGUCAAGGGUAUCAUGCGGUGCACACAGAAUGCUGGGGUUGAUGUAGUUUUCAACACAAUAAGCGGCGAGGCACUCCGGGGAUCAAUCUCAUGCCUUGCUCCAUUUGGGACAUUUGUUGAUGUGUCGAAUCGGGAUCUACGAGCUGAUACUACAGUCGAGCUAGCCUCCUUAGCUCGAAAUGUGAGCGUCCACACUGUCGACAUUCCUUUACUGGCUCAGCAUCAACCAAAAUCAGUUCGUCUUCUGCUGACAGAGGCACUGAGAUUGUAUUCUGAAGGCAAGAUCCGCCAACUUCGAAUAACAACUGUCAUGGACUUCACCCAAAUCAAAGAGGGUAUUCGGGCUGCGCAGAGCGGAGAAGUAGCAAAGGUUGUGAUCGCACCCAAUCCAUCUAACAUGGUACCUGUCGUCCCACGACCACUCUGGCCAUGUCACUUUGACCCGCACGCCUCAUACGUCCUUGCCGGUGGCUACGGAGGCUUGGGUCGCAGUUUAGCACGAUGGAUGGCAUCUCGCGGCGCAAAAAGCCUGAUUAUCCUAUCUCGCUCAUCAGCUUCGAGCCCAGAGAAGAUGGAGUUGAUUGCCGAUCUCGACAGAAUGGGAUGCAAAGUCCAUUCGCUAGUCUGCGAUGUGGCCGAUGUCUCCACCCUCCAACAAUUGUCCGCAGAGGCCUUUCCCAAUCUACCUCCUAUCAAAGGAUGCAUUCAGGGAUCUAUGGUCCUACGGGACGGCGCCUUCGCCGGAAUCUCCUUCGAAGACUGGCAAGCAGCCAUCAGACCCAAAGUUCAAGGCUCCUGGAACCUGCACACAGUCCUACCAGAUAACAUGGACUUCUUCAUCAUGCUCUCCUCAGUGGCAGGCAUCUUCGGUAACCGCGGACAAUCUAAUUACGCCGCAGGCAACACCUUCCAAGACGCACUGGCUGCAUACCGGGUCUCAAAAGGCAUGCAGGCCGCCAGCAUCAACCUGGGCAGUGUAUCCAAUGUGGGAUGGGUAGCCGAGAACCGAAGCUCGAUGCGCACGCACACAGCAACAUUAUUCGAGCUUCUCCGCGAAGAAGAAGUCCACUCAACAGUCGACUUCCUCAUCCGCGAUCAGCAGGACGGCGGUAAUGCAUCAUCGCGCUCGCAACUCGUCCUCGGUCUACCGACUGCAGAGAUGUGUCGGCAGAACGGCGUGCCGCUGCCCACGUACCUGAAUUACUCGAUGUUCACGCACUUCCGGAACACGGCGACUGCGAAGAGUCGCGAGGUCUCUCAGCAGAAGACUGUUAGCACUGCUGCGCUUUUGUCGGCGGUUUCUGGCUUCGAGGGUGCUGUGGUUGUUGUGUCCGAUGGGAUUGUUGAGAGACUUGCUUCGCUGCUUGCUAUUCCCUCUUCGGAACUUGAUGCGCAGCGCUUCGGCUUUGGGGGUAUUGACUCACUUGUUGCUAUGGAGUUCCGGGCGUGGAUUGUUAAGGAGCUUAAGGCUGAGGUGUCUUUGCUUGAUAUUAUGGGGGCGGAGAAUAUUAGGGCUUUGAGUGAGAAGAUUGCAGGCAGGAGUCGUUUGAUUGCAGGAGGAUCUGGUUCUAGAUCUUCCUGA